CGGGCAAGCGUCCUAAUCCUCUCGGACGGCGAACAGAAGCAGACUCGAUUAAUAGUCGUGGCUCGUGAGAGAAUCGACGAACAACCAGCUCUAGCGUCCUUGGUGUCGUCUUCUUGGGGAGUUGCGCGGGAGCUUGAAAAACCCAUCGGUUUGACUGUUUGAACUCGAACACGUCUAACGCGGAACGUCGUCGUAGAUGGAACGAAGAAUACUCAUCGUUGUCUUUGCGUCGUCUAACUUACGUUACGACAUCGAGUGAGAAACUAAUCUAAAAACAGGGGAACAAUAUUAUUGUCAUGUGAGGAAUACGUAUCUUUAUAUAUAAAACAACAACAACAACAACAAAAAACGGGAUUGUAGAUCGAGUCAUUUCGUUACGUUCGUUUUUUGAUCGUUGAUAAGAGUGUACACAGACAUACACACGAGUACUUGAAUAAGAAGAGGCCACCUUUGAUUCUUAAAUCAACGAAUAUACAAAGAAGAAACCACAAGUAUGAAGACGAGCGCUAUUAUUCUGUUGUUAUUCUUGUGCCUGCAAUUUUUAGCCUCGGAGUCUAAGUUACGUCAACAGACAACGACUGUCGAGGCGACGGACGACGACGACGACGAUUGGGACGAAGACGAAGACGAUGAUGACGAUGAUGACGACAACGACGAAGACGAUAACGAAAGUUAUCAUCCGAAAUCUGAGAUAGAUGAUGAUGGACGUGUCUAUAAGAAUCCAAGAAAUUCACCGUCCGCUAAAUGCCCGCGAGAUCAGGACCUAGCUACUAUGUUGGGUCAAAAGUGCCUGAGAAAAUGUUCUACCGAUGAGGAUUGUAAAAGUAAAAAGAAGAAAUGUAGAUGCGACGGUGCGUGUGGUAUGUCAUGCAUUAAACCAGACAGAGAGUGUCCACUGUUAUCCGAUAUUGAAAACGGUGUUUUGACACUAACCGGACGAUAUUUCGGUGAUCGGGCACGUUACACUUGCGAUACAGAUUUCUUUACUGUCGGCUUGUCCGAAAGGACUUGCCGUGCCGAUGGAGUCUGGACUGGUUCUACUCCGUCCUGUAAGAGGAAUCAAAGUUCCUUCUGCUCGCAGCCGCCCAAAAUUAAAAAUGCCAGAAACGAUGCAUUGUCCGAACAAACAACUUAUGAUCAAAACAGUAUAGUCUCAUAUUAUUGUAAUCAUGGAUAUGUUAUAGCCGGUGCAAGGAAAUCUAAAUGUGUUGUGAUGGAUGGUAUUGCCAGUUGGUUCGGUCCCGAUAUCACCUGCGAACCACAAAACUGUGGUCCGCCGGCGGACAUCGCCAAUGGAUGGCACGCUGGUGAAUGUUACACGUACGAUUGUCGCGUGUCCUAUCAUUGUGCAAACGAAUACGAAUUGAUUGGUCGUGCUGAAAAGAUAUGUUUGGCUGAUGGUACUUGGAUGCCUAAAGAGUCACCGCAAUGCGUUCAAGUAACAUCCGUACAGUGUCCUAAACCAGAAAAUCCCGAAAAUGGAAAAGCUGUCUUUACAUCCUAUGCUUAUAACUCGAUAGUUUCUUACGAGUGUAAAUACGGUUAUACUGUUGUGGGAGCGGCGACCAGACGUUGUGGAGCAGAUAGAAAAUGGACAGGAAAAACGCCCACCUGUCAAGAGAUUAAUUGCGGUUCGCCGGGGGUUCUUUAUAACGGUUGGAUAGAAAAUAUCGAAUUAGGUACUGGAUUAGGUGCAAGCAUAAUCUUCCGUUGCAACGAUCAUAUGAAACUCGAAGGAAACGCAUCUUCCGUCUGCCAAGCGGAAGGAAAGUGGCGUUAUCCUUUGCCGCAAUGUUUGGCUCCUUGCGUAGUACCACAAAUUGAAAAUGGACAUAUAACUGUUGCCAGCCACGAGAAGGAUCAUAUUAAUAAUGUCUCAGUUGUAGAACACGGCGAGAGAUUAUUGGUAUCAUGCGUUAAAAAUUACGAAUUCGCAGCUAACAGUACACCGGUUGUGUGCAACAAUGGAACUUGGUCAAUAGUACCGAGUUGUUCGCCAGCCAGGUGCAAGCGAAUGCCAAAGUCACCCAAAAAUGGGAUGGUCAUAGCUCCUAAGACGGAUCAUGGUAUGAAAGCUGUUUUUAAAUGCAAGGAUGGUUUUGAAUUGGUUGGUGGUGGCCCUUUGAACGCAUCUUUCUCUGUGGAAUGUCAAUAUGGUAACUGGACUGGUGACAUACCUCACUGCGUUCAAGUAUUUUGUCCGUUUCCUGGUUUUAUUGAAAAUGGAAAAGUAUUUUUGGUCGGCAAUAUGGGGGUUUACGAUUAUCGGCCUUACGUUAGAAAGGUUGUUAAUAAUAAACAAAUCAUGUACGACUGUGACAAGGGUUAUGUUCUCGAUGAAGGACCUAACGGUGCUACUUGCAUCGGUGGAAAAUGGAGUCCUCAAGAAUUACCCAAAUGUAUUCCUGGUCAACAUCCUAGAUUGAGGUGGAGUAGACGUCGAAGAUCAAUAGCCGAUGCUACCGAGGAAGACAUUGCUGCUAAUUACAAAAAAUUCAUCGAGUUUUUCAGAAAGGUCGGUAAAAAAUUGUUGCAUUUGGAAUCGAUCAAGGCACGAGAUCACGAAAAACGUCCAGGUGGUUUCAAUGGAUCAUCCAAAGAAAACGACGAAAAUACUAAUUCAACGGUAUCCGUUCAAUGGAAAAAACAACAUUCUAAUCAUGGAAACGGUACUUGGAAUCGCGACGAAAAGAUCAUUGAUUUCUUACGAAUGGUUUAUAAAAAAUUAGAACGCAUGGAUGCCAGGCAACCGAGUAACAAUACGAACGGUAGCAUGCACGAGUUGUUAAAUGCCAUGAGUAAAAAUUUCUUUCACGUUGAUUUGACGGAAUCGAGAAAGAACGGAUCCGGUAGGGGUAGAUCAGUUUUCGAAAUAAGAAAUCAAAGAGAGUUUAUAAGACUGAAAAGAGAAUUCGAAAGAAUAAUGAGAUUUUAUAAUAAAUCAAUAAGAUGGAAUGAAAAACAAAAUCGCAAAGAGUCGAGAAAGAAAAAUGGUCAAUCGUCUCACGGUGAUAAGAAUAAAAAAUCUAAGGAUAAGAAGAAACGUAAGAAGAAUUAUUACAAAGGUUUUUACGAUUUUGUUAAUAGUUACGUGUCGGAAAAAUUGUCAAUGUUAGAGGCACGCAACGCGACUGAGGAAUUAAUCAAAAAAAUGAAGAUCGAUAAGUUUACUGUUAGGAAUGGUACAGCGUUUACCGUUGGCGAAAUGUACGCAUUUUUCAAACAUAUCAUAGAAAAUAAAUUAAAUACUACGGAAGAAAAUUCAGUAACGGAAACAACGACGUUCAUAACGCCAACGUCGGAUAUUGAUUUUAACGAUACCGUAGUUACAACGUCAACUACGUCAACCAAAGACAAUCUACUAUUGAAUAAUGAGAUUCCAAUUAAGGAAGGUGCACCGAAGCAUCGUAGUAAACGUAUUAGAAACGCAUCGGAUGAUUCGAAUGUUACUCGUAAAAAAAGGAAGCUUUUAUCAUUGAAUAACGUAUCGUCGUCGUCGUCGUCGUCGUCGUCUUCGUCGUCGUCGAGUCUUCAAACGAGAUCUAAGAUUAAAGAAGAAGACGAAACUUUAAAGGUUGCUGAUGACGGAUUGAACAACAACUCACAAGGAUUUACUUUGAACGAACUGGAAGCUCAACAGCAAAGCCGUGCUAAGAGAUUUAUCAAAGCUUCUGAGCUAGAUAAUCAAAUAUUCUUAAAGAACUUGUAUUUAAACGCUUACGAGAAAGAAUAUCGUGCAAAUGUUAAACGUUCGAUAGAAAAUAAUGAUCAUACGAAAAAUAGUUGGUCGGCUUCGAGAAGGCGCAAGGGUAAUCUCGAUAUUUAUGAGAUCAAGUGAUGAAGUUACUGAAGUGUUGUGAUAUUAACGGGAAUUUAUUCAAAUCAUUUACCGAUAUCAAUCGAAUUUUUAGGUGAAGUAUACACACUCACAAAACACAUUAACACAUUCACACAAUUAUACGAUAUAUUUAGCUGUAAUCGUCGUCCCUCGUCAUCGGUGCGCACUGUAAAGCGCGUCGAGCUUUUACUUUCUUUCCAAAUGAGAAAGGGAAACAUGGAACGUGAAGAAAAUAGAAGAGAAACGA
Molecule: messenger RNA, 4085 nt
Organism: Polistes dominula (European paper wasp)
Lineage: Eukaryota; Metazoa; Arthropoda; Insecta; Hymenoptera; Vespidae
Gene: Hasp
Product: Hig-anchoring scaffold protein
Cellular component (GO): extracellular region
Molecular function (GO): peptidase inhibitor activity
Source: RefSeq, a predicted model, not a curated record